Messenger RNA from Tetrahymena thermophila SB210, 2637 nucleotides. RefSeq lists its product as hypothetical. Lineage: Eukaryota; Ciliophora; Oligohymenophorea; Hymenostomatida; Tetrahymenidae. The record is from RefSeq and is a predicted model, not a curated record. The transcript is spliced from 5 exons.
UUCGGCAAAUCAUAGCCAAGCUCUUUUUAAUUAGUGGCUUUAAAAAGCCAAUAAAUUCUCUUAAUAAUUUAUUAGUAUAAAAAAUAAAAGCAAUAGCAAACAAACCUUAUUAAAAAGAAAAUCAAAAAUAUAUUUUAAUAAAGAGUUAAGUAUAAAUAGAUAGAAAAUAAAGUCUUUCUCAAUAAGCUAGUUAUUUUAUUGUAGUCUACAAAUUUUUCACUAAAUCUGAUAUCCAAUUUUACAAAAGCGCAACAACAACAACAAAAUUAAAUGAAUACAACUCAAGAUACAUCUCCUAUGAGAAAUCGUUCUUAUUCGCCAGUUAUUUCUCCUUAAAAAAACUCGAUUUAAAUGCAAUCUUAUUCCAAGCCAGUCAGUGUGUUCCCAAACAACUCUUAUAUUCAGAUCACACCUCCAAGGACUACAAAUGUUCAUAUAGCUACUCCUUCAACAGCUCAGACUCUCUAUAGCAUUAAUGGAUCCGCUCCCACUCGCUUUAAUUAGGCUUUAGAUCAAGUUUGUCUCCUUGGCCAUGAAAUGGAUGUAAUGAGGAAAAACUUUGAGCUAGUUUAGGUAGAACUUUAGUAAUGGAAAGAAAAAUGCUCUCUAAUUAAAGCCAUCGCCUCAACUCCUCCCCCAGGAACAAACUACUCACCAACAAGAGUUUCUAAGCUUAGAAGUGACGUGUAAAACCAAUUCAAUAAUUACCAAGUCGAAAUAAAUAAGCUAAAUAGCAUUAUUUCUAAUGUUAAUAAUGAGCUUAUGAUCUCUGCAGAAAAAAUUAAGGCCUUAGAAAGAAGAGUUGGAGAAAUGAAUAAGAUAGAGCUAGAAAUGCUUAAUGCAAAAAAGCAAGCUCUUGAGCUUGAUAAUCGCAAUAGAUACCAAGCUAUGGAAUUGAGUGACCUUAAAAGUAAAAUAGACUCAAAGAGUCAAUAAAACGACGAUCUAGUUAAGUAGUUAAUGAUCAUUCCUUAACUCAAAGAUUAAGUUAGUAUCCUUGAGUUAGAAAACAAGAAAUUGAUUUCUAUAAUUCAAUAAAAAGAUGACUAAUAAAACAGAAGUGAUUAAAAGCAUAUGUAGUUAACCAAAAUGUAUCAAGAAAAUUUAGAGAAGAGCAACGAAAUAGUUAAUCAGCUUAGAGACCUUCAAAAUGAGAACGAAGAUUUAUAAAAUGAACUUGAAAAAGUUAAUAGCAUAGCAGAUUCAAUUAGCAACUCAAAUAUUCGUAACUCUAAUUACUUGUAGAAAUCUAGAGGAAGAAUGAGUGGGGAAAUGAGCUUUAAUGGUGAGGAGUUGAAGAAUUCUUAAAACUUGAAAAGAUCUAAUGGAGCUUUAAACCAAAGCAAAACCUAACAAGCCAAAAUGAAACUUAGCUCAAUUUAAUCUGCAAUUAUUGACUAACAAACUGUAAUUGACUAACUACAAGGCUCAGUGAGAGACAAAGACACAAAAGUUAAUAUUUUAUCUAAAGAAAAGGAAAAUCUAUUAUCUCAAAUUUAAGAUUAAAUGAGUGAAAUACAAUAGCUUAGAAGCGAAAUCAACUAGCAAAGAGAAGACCACGAUGAAAAAAUUAAAAAAUCCAGAAGAGAUUUUAAUGAUUAAUUUACAAAUGCUAUAACUCCCCUCUAAAAAGAAAAUGAGUAAAUGCACAGCGAAAUCGAAAGAUUAUAAUAAGAAAUUUAGCACAAUCAGCAACUAAUUCAAGAAUUAGAACAAGAUAGAGAUUCUAUUUAAAACCAAAUUAAUCUUGAGAGACAAUAAAACUUAAACACUUAAUAGAAGAUUAUCAAAGACAAUGAAAUCAAAUGUGAAGCAUUAACUGAAAGAAUAAUUAAAAAAGAGAAUGAAUUAAAUGAUGAAUUGAUUAAAAACAAAGAACUUUUUGAAGAUAACAAGCUAAUGGCUGAAGAAAUGCGUAUCUUAAAGUAAAAGGCUAAUGAAUUAGAAGUGUGGAAGAAUAAAUAUAGAGAACUAAAGAAGGAAACUAAAGCUCUUCGUUAAUAAUUUGAUGAAUAUAAGUAGAGCUUUAUUAGAGAAAUAUAAAAUAGAUUUUCUAACGAUUGUGAGUAAUUUGAGUAGUGCCUUUAAAUGAUAGACGAAAGAUUUGAUUCAACUAGACACAGUAAUAACGCCUUUGUCAAUAGCAGUAAUUCAAACGAAGUUGAAAAUCACUUACCAUAUUUCUAAUCCCCAUACAAAAACAUGAAAGACUCUGAAGUUUAAGGAAGAUCUUCAAGCCCUACUUAAGAAAAGCUUAAAGCCAUGAAACAAACUCCUUCUAAAUCAUCAGCUGUUUCUACUAAAUAACAAAAUAACAAUAACAAUGGAUCUUCAAUGAAUUAUAAUCCUCUGAAUUAAAGCAACAUCUCUCCAGCAAUAUAAGAUAAGUUCUAAAACCCCUCUUAACAAAAUAAUAACAUCAGUACAUUUACAAACAAUAAUAGCAGUCACUAUAGAAACUAAAGCUAAUCUGAUAAAUAUGAUUUACUAUCAAGCUAAGCUUUCAAAUAUUAAAAUGAAAUUUUAUAAACUAACCAAGAAUUAGAUUGCAAGCUUGAAGAGCUUGUUAUUCUCAAAGCUAAAUAUGAAGAAGCCCUUAAUAGAGUACAAUCCAAUAUGGGGUCAAACAAAAAAUGA